CAGAAGUUCGUUCUGGGCAGGAGCAACACGAAUCAGCUGCUCGAGUACGGGCGGCACACGGCCUGAGAGCAGUCGAGAUGAUAUUUUUCUUCGUUUUUUCUCGUAAAAUGUGAUAAUUAGCCUCGAAUAGAAGGAUGAGUCCGUUCUGGAAGCAAUUCGCCAUCAUUUUCUGGCUGUUUUACGUCCUGUCGGCGAGCCUGCUCAUUUUUAUGAAUGGGUUUCUACUCAGCCGGGACGAAUUCACAGACAAGGCCUCCUGCGUCAACAAAAGCACUGUCCAAUAUUCUGACAAACAUAACUUGCAAGUUUGCACCGAUUCUAAAAGUCAGAAACUGGUGCUUCUCAUUGUUGACGCCUUGAUGUAUGAUUUUGCUGAUUUUGAUGUGAACAACAAGCAACCCUUGCCGUACCAAAACAAGAUGCCUAUCUUCAUGGACCUUGUCAAGUCAAAACCCAGGAACGCGAAGCUAUUAAAAUUCAUUGCUGACCCUCCAACCACCACAAUGCAGCGAUUGAAAGGGUUAACGACUGGAAGUCUGCCCACUUUUAUUGACGCUGGGUCCAAUUUUGCGUCUUCUGAAAUUGCAGAGGACAACUUUUUGGAUCAGCUAAAGAGGUCAGGAAAAAGUGUUGUUUUCAUGGGUGACGACACAUGGACCUCAUUGUAUCCAAACCGUUUCAAAAGGGAAUAUCCAUACCCGUCUUUUAACGUUUGGGACCUGGACACUGUCGACCAAGGCGUCGUAAAACACAUGGAACCAGAACUGAAGAAAAAAGACUGGGACCUGAUAAUUGGUCAUUUUCUUGGUGUAGAUCACUGCGGCCACAGAUUCGGACCAGAGCAUCCAGAGAUGAGUAGGAAGCUAAGAGAAAUGGACGAUUUCAUCAGAAAUCUGGUUGGUAUGUUGGAUGAUGAAACUACAUUGAUUGUGAUUGGGGAUCAUGGAAUGACAGCAAAUGGAAAUCACGGUGGUGACAGUGUAGCCGAGGUGACUGCUGCCAUGUUCGUCUACUCGCCUCACUCGGAAUUGUUUCCCGCGAGUGGUGAACCUGUGCCGCAGGUCAUGCAAGUGGAUCUUGUCCCGACUCUCUCCUCCAUCCUGUCGGUCCCUAUUCCCUUCUCUAAUCUGGGCACUGUGAUAACCGAAGCGCUGCCACUCAUCGAAAGCGACUGGCCGGCGCUCCUGAUUGAUCUAUUGAAUAAUGCCAAUCAAGUCAAUCAGUACAUUACCAAAUAUCAAAGCCAUGGUGGCCAAUUUUCCGAUGAACUGGUAGCUCGUUUAAGUAGAGAGCACAUGGAACUGGUGGUGAAAGCUACUAAACUAAAGAAUUUGGCUGGAUUCCACGAAUUUGUGGCAGAUGUACGACGCUAUCUCGGUUCAGUUAAAUUAAUGUGCGAGGAGGUUUGGGUGCAAUUUGACUUGGCCUCGAUGGUCCUUGGUUGUUUUGCCACAUUAAUAGCUAGUUUUGCUGUUUUCAUAGUAAUCAGUGCGAUUCCAGUUCAAGAAUUCAUUGAUUUUGCUUCCGCGAAAAAAUUAUCCCUUGCAUUAUUUGCUUCUGCCGCGAUAUCAGUCAUUAGUUGGUUAUUUUUAGGUGCUUUUCUAGAGUUUUCAUGUUUCAUGUCUCUGUUUCUUAUCGUAGUUUUUAUUUUCAUUAAUAGGCAUGAGGCCAAUAACCACUUGAAGGCAAUCAAGCAAUCAAAGAGCCUCAUAGAUUUAAAUAUUUUAUCCGCGAUUGUGCUCCUGAUUUCUCUAUUCGGUCUCGGCUCAGACAAUUUCGUCGUCGAGGAAGGCUUUGCUGUUUCAAUUUUAACGGCAGCUCUGAUUGCGUCGCUAUUUUUCUUUUGGGUUGAACGGAAACAAAAGCCGGGCCACCUUUUUUACGGCCUCCUAAGCUACCAAAAGUUGGCAUUUACGGCUUUUAUAGCCGCCUUUUUCGCCCUAGUUUGGUCACUCGCUCUUUACUGGCAAUGUAGAGAGGAGCAAUCUUGGUGCCAAUCUCUUCCCUCCACUGAUCUCAAUAAAAAUGGCAAACUCUACCAGCAAGUAGCAUUUACCCCGCUCAUAUUCCACACAUUCCCAGUUCUGGCAAAUUGGUAUUGGUUGAAAAAGAACGGCAAUUUAGUCUCAAACGAACUCACAAGCCAAUUCAUUACUUAUUUACCCAUUCUAACCACCGUCCUCUCAAUUAUGUACUGGGUGCUCGAGUCCCUUCCUGCUCACCUGCUCAAGAAAACAGUGCAGUGGGACCUGCAAAUUUUGCCACAGAUUUGCUUCCUCCUGAUUUUAAUCUCAUUCCUGUGCCUUCUGUAUGACCCCCUGUUAGUCCACGUGGUUCACCCUAGGGAGCAAGUUCCGGAGGGAAGAGCUGACCUCGUGCCGUACCUCUUCCACCAGGUAAAAAGUGCUCUAAACAGAAACGGCAAAAAAGGAGUGUGUGCUGUUUAUGGCCUGUCGACUGCAUUUUCAUCCGCAGCUUCUGUUGUUGGAUUGCUGCUGUAUCAACUACUUUCAUUAUUGCAAGGCAGUAAAGUGGUUCCCGCACUAGUCAUCACAUUAAUUGCCUUGAUGCUUUUAAUCAUCAUUGCGUCCAUUUCAAGACUAAACACUAUCGUGCUGCCAGGCCAGCUUGUUUAUGUGCCUUGGUUUGCCGUCGUUUCUUGGGCCCUCUUAUCUGUGGUGUGCUUCUAUGGCACGAGCCACAACGCCACUUUCCCCGGCAUCCAGUGGCAAGCUGCGUUCGUCGGCACCAGCGGACAGUUUUCUUCAAACUUCUUGCCAGGACUUUUGAUCAUCGCCAGCACCUUCAGCUCGCAGAUCCUCUUCGGAUUCCUGCUGCCCCUGCUACUGGUUGCUCCUCUUACCGUCUUGAGCAUCAAUGGAGGCCUCGCUAGACAGGACGUUAAAGAAAAAGCUGCGAACGGAGAAAUGUUCAUUUACGAAAAAAGUAGUCUCACCGAGCAGGGCCUCUUCAUGCUGUGCGUCAAAUACAUCCUUGUUCUGUUUUUACGGACUAUGGGAUCCACUUUCACAGCCCUGAUUUUGAGAAGACAUCUGAUGGUGUGGAAAGUGUUCGCACCCAAGUUAAUUUUCGAAGUUGUUGCAUUGCUAGUGAGUAUGACCGCAGUGUUAUUUGGAUAUAUAUUCUUUGUGAGAGUUUUCAAGGCUGUUGAUAAGCUGAUGGGGGAGUUGGAAGAAAAGCAAAAAGCUUAGUAAAUUGAUGCCGCUGACAAGUGGCCUUUUUUCGGCCAGUGAUGUGUUCAAGAAUUAAAAAAUUAGUUGUGCCUGGUGCGGCAUGGAUGCUCAACUGCACUGAAAGCAUGGCAGUUUCAGAAUCACGUCAUGCUCAAAAUGCAGGAUGACGCCCAUGCAGCAUUUUUUGUAGUAGUCACAUGUCGUACAGGCAACGAUAAUAACUAUUGCACAAGUCCAUAAAACCAAGCGCAGAUAAUGUAAAAGGACGUUUGAAUAAAAUAUAAGUCAAGAGAAUUAA
Molecule: messenger RNA, 3492 nt
Organism: Cloeon dipterum
Lineage: Eukaryota; Metazoa; Arthropoda; Insecta; Ephemeroptera; Baetidae
Gene: PIG-O
Product: phosphatidylinositol glycan anchor biosynthesis class O
Exons: 8
Coding region: 135-3212 (1025 amino acids)
Biological process (GO): GPI anchor biosynthetic process
Cellular component (GO): endoplasmic reticulum membrane
Molecular function (GO): mannose-ethanolamine phosphotransferase activity
Source: RefSeq, a predicted model, not a curated record